AUGGCCGUCAAUUCAACCGCAACUAUCUCAGCUGGGCAGCCAGUUGUCUCAGUUUUCAAGCCGUAUGCAUUCAUGCCGGUUUACCACUUCGCUUCAGCGCUCGGAGCUGACGAAGUGGCCACGACUAUGAUGAUCGACUGCGAAAACUCCUGCAACUAUUGGGCGGAUGCGAUUGUCCUACAAGGUCCGUCGACAUUUGCUGCUGCGUUGGUGCCGGAUGACCGUAAGGUUGUUUGGGACUGCAGCUUGACCGCGGGAGCGGGUGCCGACUGCGCCAUCCAAGAGUUUCCUGCUGGUUAUGAGAUCGAGCAGUUCGAGACAGGCUUCACCCUUCCCGCCCCGUUCACUGCGCACUUCGACUCGCAGCUUCUGUUUCCGGUCACGAUCACUGCGGGUGAAUUGACGCCCUUCACUCAAGCCACCUCCCUCAACAUCACGGUCACAGGUAUCAACACCCCUCGCGUUACUGCUCCAAGCGUUGAUGCGCCCUCCAUCACCUCUAUCGGGACUGUGGAUCACAGCACCACAGCGUCAUCUAGCCAUAGCAUCCCGACACAGUCGAGCAGUGCGAACUCGACCACGCAUGUGGCCCCCAAAGAUACCAGCAGCGCCGAUAGAAUGAUACUGAGCUCGUUUGCCGGCGUUGCGUCUGUACUAUUGGUCCUGACUGCUAUAUUGUGA
Cyphellophora attinorum is the source of this 681-nucleotide messenger RNA. RefSeq lists its product as uncharacterized. NCBI's taxonomy places the organism in Eukaryota, Fungi, Ascomycota, Eurotiomycetes, Chaetothyriales, Cyphellophoraceae. The transcript has 2 exons. Bases 1 to 681 code for a protein of 226 amino acids. The record is from RefSeq and is a predicted model, not a curated record.